AUGGUUCCAUUUCACUAUCAUCCCCUGGACAAAAACGGUGGUGAAGUAAGGCUCUUGACUUUGCUGCCUGGACGAUUCGCCUCAGACAUCCGCAUUCUAAUCACCAAUGUUUCAUUCUCAGUCCAUAACCCACCAUUCUUCGAAGUACUGUCUUAUACUUGGGGCUCACAAGAGAACCCAGUGGAUAUUUUAGUUGGGCCUGAAGAAGCUACGUUGAAAGUCACCCGGAAUUUAGCUGAAGCCUUGCCAUAUCUUCGGCUCGAGAACCAGGCUAGAACCAUGUGGAUAGACGCCAUAUGCAUCGACCAGAGUACCCUCGAAGAGCGCAGCAGCCAGGUGACAAGGAUGGGUGACAUCUAUACAUUUGCGCACAGAGUGGUUAUUUGGCUUGGUCCAGAACGUGAUGGUAGCACACUAGCUAUCAACAUGCUGAAGGACAUAGGAUCAAACAUUGCGGUUGAUUGGACUUCGAGGACAAUCAGUCCAUCUGGUCCAAAAGCCAAUCUUCAAUGGGCAGACAAGACGAUAGCUCUCCCAUACAAAGCCUCGGACUAUAUUGUGUUGAAGGCAUUAUUCCAACGAGCUUGGUUCGGACGGCUGUGGAUCUGGCAAGAAGCUCGACAUGCUAAUUCCAAUUCUGUUCUGAUUUGUGGAUAUGCCUCGAUUUCAUGGAAGGCCUUUGGAGCGGCAAUCUUCUGUCUUGCAAGAAAGCGCCGACUCUCAAACAUUCCUGGCAGUCUAGCCGAGCUUCUCAAAAUUAUCCGGGUCAUCUACGCACUUUUAAGCAUUCGAACAAAAGAAGAAGCAGCCAUCAGUAUCAAACCCGACUAUACGCGUACAACUGGUUAUGUAUAUAUCAAUGGUCAGAGCCUACUGAGCGCCUACUGCUUGACCAUAUGCGGUACAUUGCUAGUGAACUGGGCUUCAUCUCCGAAGGCAAAGGAUGCACCGUUGACCGAGGACGCAGGCUUGACAGAGGCAAGCAAUUUUGUGAAAUACCUCCUCGAAACCCCAGAUGUAUUGAAAGACAUCAAUUGCGACCCACAAAAGCUUCCGCUGGAGUUUCUCAGGGGCGCCUUCAGCAUGCUUACUGGAAGAUCUUUCUUCACGUCAGAGGAAGGCUACAUAGGCCUAGGUCCACCUGGGGCAGAGAAAGGCGAUGUCGUUUGCGUCCUACUGGGAUGCGCGUCGCCGAUGUUAUUGCGACGAACCAGCCAAGGCUGGUACCAAGUAGUGGGCGAAUGCUUCGUUCUGGGACUUGUGGGAAGCGAGGCUCUGCUGGGCCCAGUGCCUGAGCUCUAUCGACUGGUUUACAAGUAUUCUUACGAUCAUGGCUGCUAUAUUCAACACUUUUUCAACAAGAAUACUGGCGAGACAAGUUGGUCUGAUCCUAGGUUGAACGACCUGCCUCUUUUUGAAGGGCCAGAUCAAGCGCCUUGCAGCUAUGUUCGGUGUGUUGAGAAUGGAUAUUUACUUACAUCUGACGCAUAUACAAGGAUGGGCGCUAAGAUAGAAGACUUCUUGCUGGUUUAAAACAGAUUUUUU
Molecule: messenger RNA, 1545 nt
Organism: Mollisia scopiformis
Lineage: Eukaryota; Fungi; Ascomycota; Leotiomycetes; Helotiales; Mollisiaceae
Product: HET-domain-containing protein
Exons: 3
Coding region: 1-1533 (510 amino acids)
Source: RefSeq, a predicted model, not a curated record